Molecule: messenger RNA, 1015 nt
Organism: Centropristis striata (black sea bass)
Lineage: Eukaryota; Metazoa; Chordata; Actinopteri; Perciformes; Serranidae
Product: coiled-coil domain-containing protein 106-like
Exons: 4
Coding region: 1-741 (246 amino acids)
Cellular component (GO): nucleoplasm
Source: RefSeq, a predicted model, not a curated record
AUGGCACCAACAAGAAAAACUCGAAGAACUAAUCUUCAGGGGGAAAAGAAAGUGCAAAACCCACCAGCUGACAAGACGCCGAGCGAUGUUGAAGUUGUUGAGGUCCAAUCAAGGGCAUCCAAUGCUGCAGCAACGCUGGAUACAAAUCUCCUUAAAGAGGAAAUGCGUCUUCUUAAAGAAGAAAACAGAAUUCUGAAAGAAGAACGAGAUUUUCUAAGAAAGAAAGUCAGUGAGAACACUGUCAACGCCUCUAACAAAAAGGAGUUGAAGAAAAGGACUUCUGUCAUGAUGGACUCAUCUGACUCCGAUGAUGAUGAUACCACGUCUGACACCGAUGAGGAUUUAGUGGAGGUCAAAGCAAAGAUGCCGAAAAAGAAAAUCGGAAAGCAUCGUUUGGACAAAAAUCCAAAAGCAUCGUUUGGACGAAGAGCUUCAAAUCCAGAUGAUGUACUACACCGAUACACCAAGAUACUUGCAGAGUUCAGAAAACACAGAAGUGUUGGGCUCGCCUGCCGAAAAUUUGGCAUCGACAGGAACACCAUUGCUCUCACCGGCAUCAUUGCGGAAAUGAAAAUUGCAGGUCCAGAGAAAAUGCCACCCUUUGACGAUGGAGACACUCUUGCAGGCUAUUCGAAAAAGUGCAAAGCUGUACUCCAGGAAGAUGAGGAGCUAAUGAAAAAAAUAGACUCAAUGAAGAAGACGGCUGACCUGCUGCCCAUUGCACACAAGUUCAAUAAAUAAGUUGGUUAAGUUUAGGCUUUUGGUUUUAAGAGGUCAGUUCAUUUAGUUGUCCUUUGUGGCACUAUUUACAGUAGCUUUUUUUUGUUCAAUAUUGCAUUAUUGCACAUUUUUCAUUAUUACUUGUUUACUUAUUACUCAUCUUGUGUUAAUAAAUUGAACGUUUUGAUGUAAUUGCUUCGUAAGAAGGCUUUGUAUAACAGCAAUUUGUUUAUUCACUUGCAAAAUAGUCAUGUUUAACCUGGCAACAUUGUAGGAAAUACAUGGAACAAUAUGU